AUGGAGGAUGACCUUAACCUCCUUCCCAGCAACGGUACUGUUGGCGCCAAAGGAGGAACCGACACAGCCAGAGCUGCUCAUCCUGAAGCGGAUGUAGACCCACUUAUCUCCUCACAAACAUCUCUAACAGAGCCUGACCUACCAUUGAGCUUGCCACCAGAUGAGCACCACCAGAAAGCUGACCAUCCCCCUGGGCCACCAAACGUUCACCCUGCCCCUGACACAGAGGGCAAAGUUGAUUUCCCUACUGAGUCCCUUCCACCCGAUACCAGCCUUGACCUAGGGGCCAAAUCCAAGCCACCCCUGACUGCUAUGGUUACCCCCCAUCAUAUGCACCUUCUGCAUGGUCUCUUGGCACCUGCAGUUCCCGGAGCAAGGGAACCUGUUACCCCCAGUCAGCCCCUAACCAGUUUACAAGCCAUCAGAUUAGUAGGCAUAGCCAUAGGUCAAGCAGCAGUCAUACUUCCAGGUCGCGGAGGUUGAGUAAAACCCAGCACUGCAUUCUUGAUGAAAAGGGAAAGUGAGAUGAGUUGGAAAGGCUGAGGAGACGAAGACAGAAGGACGAAGAAUUGGAUGAGAAAUGUGCAUUGAUCGAUAAGACAGCUAGAGAGGCCCAGAGAGCGUAGGAAGAAGCACAUAGGGAGAGAGAGAGACUUAUUAGACAGACAGAAAUGGAUAGACGUAUCCGUUUCAAGGAGCAGGAGCUAGAGUCAGCCAAGCUCAUUACCAGUUUCACCAUACAGAAUACUGGACCCUCUGACGAUGACUCUGGUAGAUCUGCUCCUAUGCCCUCAUCUCCUCAUGGAGAUGUAGCCGAUUUGUUUUUUUAUGAUCUCCCUUUAUCCAGGAUAGGCACUCCUGCCCCUUUAAGGAUGAUGACCCAGUCAGUUCAAUUCUCGCUACCUCAAGCCUCACCCUCUAUGUCUCAAGCCCCAUUCCCUAUGCCUCAUAUCCAUCCUACCAUUUUGCAGCCAGCUCCGCCAGUUAUGCCCCAAACUCAGCUGCCAAUUCCUCAGCCAGCUCCAAUCAUCAUGCACCCAACUCAGCCACUUACUUCCCAGCCAGCUUGAUAUCUUCAGCCUCAAUCAGCCCAACUCUCCAGGCUACAGACAACUCAGCCUCCCAUGUCCCAUUUAGUGCAGUUCUCCAUGCCUCAAGCAUCACUCCCUGUUCCUCUUUCAGCUCCACUUCCCAUGUCUUCAACCCAGCCAAGCUCAGCCCCUCUUCAGGUCCCCUCUUGGCCCUUAGUCUCAGUGGAUCCACCAAUCCCUGUUCAGGCACCUCCUUUACCCUCCAACCCUUCCACAUUGGUCACGUGGUCCAAUCCCCAAGUGUCGGCCCAAGCCGCCUUUCCCAGUCACCAUGUUUUACCCCAGAUAGGGCCCUCAUCCUUUCCUAG
This is a messenger RNA of Xyrichtys novacula (pearly razorfish), 1399 nucleotides long. NCBI's taxonomy places the organism in Eukaryota, Metazoa, Chordata, Actinopteri, Labriformes, Labridae. The record is from the annotation of a GenBank genome assembly.